Acaulospora colombiana is the source of this 1539-nucleotide messenger RNA. The record is from the annotation of a GenBank genome assembly. NCBI's taxonomy places the organism in Eukaryota, Fungi, Glomeromycota, Glomeromycetes, Diversisporales, Acaulosporaceae.
AUGAAUUUUUCGCAACCAAAGAAAUUUGAGGCUAAUGCUUUUGAAUUUGAACGCGAAUCUGAAUUGUCGGAAAACAGCGGUAGCAACUAUAGAGGUUAUUCGAGUGAACCGAACUCGUCGUAUGAUAAUGGCGAAGGUUCUGUAACCAGUCUCGAUUUUUGGGACGAAUUCGAUUUCGAGAGUACUAGUGAUGAUACGCAGCUUGAAGGCGAAUUAUGGGAGCUCUUUGUGGAAUGUUUCUCCGAGUCGCCAGAGGUCGAAUUAUUGUUUGAAAAAUUUAAAGAAUAUAAGGAAAGAAAUGAACUCAAUUCCUUUUUUGAUUUAUAUUUGAACGGGAGAGAGGAGGAAAGUGCUCGCUCGUAUACAUCAUCAUCACCUGCUAUUUUCACGGUGAGAGAAGACGAUGAUGAUAAUGAUCCUUCACGAUUAAAAAAACCUCGAAAGAGGAAAAAGAAGAAAAGACAAGAUGAUUCUUACCCUCCGAAUUUUGAUUCUAGUCCGGCAUCGUUGCAAUCACCGGCAUCCGCAAGUUUAUCAUCAUCCUGGGAUGCUCAGUGGCCGCCGUUACCUUCAUCGACUCCUCCCGAAAAUAAAAUGAGGAGUUACUCGAGUAUUAUAAAAGAGAAUGUUGAUUUGGCAUACAAUAAUAAACUAAAUUUAACCAAUCAACGCGAGUCGAUAAAACGAUUAUCCGAAAUAUUUCCUCAACACGAUGUUCAACUGUUGGAGGAAAUUUUGGAGAAUGUCAACGGUGUGGUAGAACGUGCCAUCAAUAUAUUGUUAGAGGUAGAAAACACUGAGAUCUGUUCUAAUGUUGAAACCAGUGAAUCUAGAAUUAGCCAAAAGAAGAAAAACCGUAAUAACUCGACAAAGUCCCAGAGCAUAAUGCGAAGUUCAUUUAUCAUUUCCUCGUCAAGAUUCUCACGCGACGAGAAAUUUUCGGACGAAGAAGAGUACUCAGAUUAUGAUCCCGAUCAUUGCCGUAAGAUGGUUAACGAUCUCACGGAGAAGCGUAAUGAUGCUUUUAAACAAGCGCUCAAAUCCUGGAGAAAUUCACGUAAUUCACGCAACGGAGAGGGUGCAAUUGCAUCUCACUAUUCAAGAAUGGGACAUGAUUACGAUGAAGAAAUAAAAAAGUGGAAGAUGAGGGCCGCAAGAUCUGUAGUACAGCAAAGAAGUAAGGCAGGCGGAGAUGACUAUUUACUUGAUCUCCACGGAUUGACGGUCAAUGAAGCCCUGACGGUGGUAAGAGAGAGGUUGAGAAAGUGGUAUUCAAAAGACACGACAAAAUCCGGUAAGAAGGAUGUUUGUGUGUCCCUCAUUCUAAAGAGUAUUUCACGAUCAUCAACCUUCUUAGGUAAUAUGUCUCUGAGACCCCUAAAAAUUAUUACCGGCGUAGGUAAUCAUUCGCCCAGAGGGAUAGCGAAAUUGCCGGAUGCAGUAAGUCGUUUCUUGGACGAGCAUAAUUGGAUUUUUUCUAGGGACAAGGGGUAUGUUUUGGUCAAAGGCUUGAGAGGUAAUAAUGCAUUACGAUCUUGA